AUGGCGGGGCCAGGCAAGGGGUCGAAGAGCUCGGGCGGCUCCAUGUCCGAGAGCAAACUUCGUAUCGCUAUUGUCUCAUCGGAUAAGUGCAAGCCCAAAAAGUGCCGGCAGGAAUGCAAACGCAACUGCCCGGUCGCUAAAACAGGGAAGCAGUGCAUCGUCGCCGACCCUACCAGCAAAAUCGCAUUCAUUUCAGAGACGCUAUGUAUCGGUUGCGGUAUCUGCGUGAAGAAGUGCCCAUUCGAGGCCAUCACGAUCAUCAACCUGCCCCGUGACCUGGGCAAGGACACCACGCACCGUUUCGGCCCAAACACUUUCAAGCUCCACCGGCUGCCGGUGCCGCGACCGGGCCAGAUCUUGGGUCUGGUCGGAACCAACGGUAUCGGCAAGUCGACGGCGCUGAAGAUCCUGUCGGGGAAGAUGAAGCCCAACCUGGGGAACUUCACCAACGAGCCGGAUUGGCCCGAGAUCCUGCAGUACUUCCGCGGUUCGGAGCUGCAGAGCUACUUCACGAAGAUCCUCGAGAAAAGCAUGAAGACUGCGGUGAAACCGCAGUACGUCGACAACAUCCCCCGCCAGGUGAGCGGCCGCGUGGGCGAGAUUUUGGAGGCCAAGGACAAGCUUGGCAGGUCUGAGGACUUAAUCGUGACGUUGGAAUUGUCCCACCUGAUGAACCGCCAGAUUUCAGAGCUUUCGGGUGGUGAGCUGCAGCGUUUCGCCAUUUGUGUCGCCGUGCUUUGCGACUGCGAAGUCACUAUGUUCGACGAACCCAGCAGUUACCUGGACAUUCGCCAACGUAUCAUCGCCGCCCGUGUCAUCCGCGAGACCGUGCAGCACGACCGCUACGUCAUCGUGGUGGAACACGAUCUGUCCGUGCUGGACUACAUGUCGGAUUACAUCUGUUGUCUGUGGGGAAAACCGUCCGUUUACGGUGUUGUAACGUCGCCAUUCAGCGUCAGAGAAGGUAUUAACAUCUUCCUGGACGGUUUCGUGCCGACCGAAAACCUGCGUUUCCGCGAGGAGUCGCUGUCCUUCAAGGUGGCCGCCGACGUGGACAUGGACGAGAUAGAGCGCCUGCACAACUACAAGUACCCCGAGAUGAAAAAGAAGCUGGGGACUUUCACCCUAACUGUGCGCGCGGGUGAUUUCUGCGACUCGGAGAUUCUGGUGAUGUUGGGGGAGAACGGCACUGGGAAGACCACGUUCAUCAAGAUGCUGGCAGGGAUACUGAAGGCGGACAACACCGACGCCGAGGAGGCAAUGCCACGCCUCUCGAUCAGUUACAAGCCGCAGAUCAUCACGGCAAAGUUCGACGGUACCCUGCGCCAGCUCCUGAUGAUGAAGGUCAAGGAGGCGUUCAGCAACCCUAUGUUCCAGACCGACGUCAUAAAGCCGCUCCAGGUCGAGGAGCUAUAUGACCAGCAGCUGAAGAACCUGUCUGGAGGUGAGCUGCAGCGUGUUGCGCUUAUUUUGGUGCUGGGAAAACCCGCCGACAUUUACCUGAUCGACGAGCCUUCUGCGUACCUGGACUCUGAGCAGCGUAUCAUGGCCAGCCGCGUUAUCAAGAGGUUCAUCUUACACCAGAAGAAAACGGCGUUCAUUGUGGAACACGAUUUCAUCAUGGCCACCUACUUGGCGGACCGUGUCAUCGUCUUCGAGGGUCAGCCCGGAGUGAAUGCAACUGCGAUGUCGCCGGAACCUCUUGUCGUGGGAUUCAAUCGGUUUUUAAAAUCUCUCGAUGUGACCUUCCGCCGCGACCAGGUGAACUUCCGGCCGCGUAUCAACAAGCACGAUUCGGUGAAGGACAAGGAACAGAAGGCGGCGGGCAACUACUUCAGCGUCGAGUAG
This is a messenger RNA of Babesia ovata, 1848 nucleotides long. RefSeq names its product ATP-binding cassette sub-family E member 1. Gene Ontology annotation, molecular function: iron ion binding; ATP hydrolysis activity; ribosomal small subunit binding. The transcript has 5 exons. NCBI's taxonomy places the organism in Eukaryota, Apicomplexa, Aconoidasida, Piroplasmida, Babesiidae. The record is from RefSeq and is a predicted model, not a curated record. The coding region runs from base 1 to 1848 and encodes 615 amino acids. Gene Ontology annotation, biological process: ribosomal subunit export from nucleus; translational initiation; translational termination.